AUGAAUCAGGUCUCGGCGAAGUCCAAGUUCAAGACAACUGAGUUCCUUGGGGGGGAAAGCAGGGGGGUGAGAUUUAUGAAUAGGGCUAAGAGCCACCUGAACGCAGUCAGCAAAAAUGUGGCGCCCGUGUCGAGUGCGGCGAACCCGCAGUUUACACACAAAACGUCUUUCUUGAAGAACUCUCACUUGAAAGUGCGGACGAACAACCCCGUACUUAAGCAACCGCCCAAGAGCAGCCUCAAAAGCAAUCAGAGGAGCUCACUGAGGGUUUCCCACGUCGAGUUCGCCAGGCAUAGCCAUAAAAAGGGCCACCACAAUGGUGGCGAUAGCGGAGGUGAUAGCGGCGAUGGUAACGGAGAUGAUAACGGUGAUGGUUACGAUGACGACAAUGCGGGUGUAAAGGAUGGCCUAAAUGACGAUGUGCACGGUGACGUGCAUGGUGAUGGCGGGAGGGAGACCAUACCGGGGGGGAGAAAGGUGCCCCCACCCAACGCCGGCAGCGCGACGAAUCCAGAGGAGAGGAAGAGCUACAUGAACAAGUUCGGGGCACGGAACCACGGGAGAGACAAGUACGGGGAGAGCGGGAGGGCCACCACCAUCGGCGGUGGAAACAACCAAAGCAGCGGCAAUCCGAAGCUGGGCCAGUCCAGGGUGCUCGGCCAGCCCCACCACUACGAGCGAGAGGAAGCCGGGGCGGGCGACAAUGAAUGGGGGCUCAGUGCCCAGGGCGCCAUCUACUCGUACGGCUCGCCCAUGAAGAGGAAAUACGACGCCAUGGAGAACGUGCACAGGGGGGAUGCCGCCAGGGGGGGCAAGGGAAGUGACAACGAUGGGGAUGGUGAUGAGAAUGGCGGUGGCGAUAGGGAUAGCAACGGUGGGGGAGACCCGCAGAGCGAUCGUGAGCGUGACAGAGAGCGCGAUCGCGAGAGAGCACGGAGAGACACCAACGCGCAGAGCAAACGGUACGGCCCAAGAGGUCACCCCCAUGAGGGUGGAAAUUCACACUAUGGCAAUAGCUACAGUGGCGUUAAUGUGUCAAGUGGGACGAAUGAAAAGGUGAGUGCCUACGGCAGCAUGAUGCUGUAUUCUAAUGAGAAGCUCCUGGGUAGCAACAACACGGGGCUUGGUGCUCACCCGAGUCUGAACAGCAGUGGGCUGCAUGGGAUGAAUCAGGAGGACGCUCUGCUGAGCAGGUCCUACCAGCCGCUGAGCACCUCAGGCGGGAACGCGGGGGGGAAUAAUGCGCCCGGCGCGGCGAACAUGCCCGGUGGGGACCAGGGCGAGGAUAACGCGCGGGCCACCCCGCUAGGGAGGAGCUACGCGAAAUUCGAUCGGCUGAGAAGGGGCCAGCCGCUGCUCGCCCGUCCGCCGCCGCAGCAGCAGUUGAAGCUUUCGCAGCUUUCGCAGCCCUCGCAGCAGUCGGUGAGUGCGCACCGCCUGAACAGCUCGCUCUACCACCCGAGCAAGAACCCCGCCAGGCCGCCCAGGCGGAGCAGACACACCAGUUACAUAAACGACACGAACAGCGAACAGAUGGCGAACCACGCGACGGGCAGCCACAACGAAUUGUUUAACUCGUGUACGUUUGACAGACUAAGUGAGGAGAAUUUUAAUUUCUGUGGGGGGAAGAGGACGGAGGGGGGCGGCGAGAGACGCGGCGAUGAGAGACGCGUCGAGAGCUACGGCGAGGGAUCGGCGUGUAACGGGGCGGAGCGCGCAGCCAGUGCGAACAGGAGCGCCCCGCCCCACGUGCAGGUUACGCCCAACGUGCAGGCUACCCCGAACCCGCGCGUCGCGUCGAACGGCUCCCACAAAUUCUCGCGGCUGCUGAGGAACGACGGCAUGACGAACCACCAACAGGAGUCAAACCAGGUGGACUUGCGCAAUGUUAGCACGCCGAUGAAGUAUUCGGAGGGCCGCCCCUUCGCUGUGGGGUUCAGCAGCACCAUGGGUCCCGUUGGCAGCGUGUUGAAGGGAGCCCCCCCAAAUGAGGCACGAAAUGGGAGGGGGGAAAGUCGUCUACCCGCUGCUACCCGAUUGGAUAGCGCAGAGGGGGACAGUGAGGACGACUACUACCAACGCGUCGUGCGAAACAUCUCAAACUGCAGCAGUGAGGAGAAGGACAUGAGCGCUUUAUUGGAAAAUGUGGAAAAUUUAAAUAACUACGUUCUAAACAUGGAGAGGGAAAAUGAGCAUCUAAAUGAAAUUCUGCAAACGAACAACAGCAUCAGUGAGACGGUCAGAUGUAUUCAACAGGUGGUACUGACCAGAAAGAAAGUCAUCCAAGACAGGAGGAAUGUCAUCAAUGAGGAGUAUGAGCUAAUAUCUCAGAAGCUGAAGGAAUGUGAGUCCUUCUUCUGUGAUUCUAAUGAUGGAGGGAAAGGAGAGAAGAAGUUAAAAGUUUUUUAUGAAAUCGAUGAGAAGAAGAAUACCCUAAAAGGGAAAUAUGAGAUGAAGAAAAUGCUUUUGAAAAAGGCCGAGUAUAAAAUUGAAAAGCUGCAAGAAUACACAGAUGCCGUGAAGAUGAAGACGCUGGCCAUUUCGGAGAGGUACAAGAAAACCUUCCUACUUAUAGAGGAACUCUUCAGGCUGAAGAUCAUCAAAGACACGGAGAAUGAGUUGGAGGUUUGCCUCAUUCCGAAGAACACCAAGACGAACAUGUGGCACAAGCUGCAGCUGGACAAGCGGGAGAUGACCUCCGACGCCUGCGACUAUUUGUGGAGCCAGAUCGAGUCCUUCGUGGACAGGGACGCCCUCAACGGCUACCUCUGA
This is a messenger RNA of Plasmodium vivax (malaria parasite P. vivax), 2772 nucleotides long. RefSeq lists its product as hypothetical. The coding region runs from base 1 to 2772 and encodes 923 amino acids. NCBI's taxonomy places the organism in Eukaryota, Apicomplexa, Aconoidasida, Haemosporida, Plasmodiidae. The record is from RefSeq and is a predicted model, not a curated record. The transcript has a single exon.